Messenger RNA from Dicentrarchus labrax (European seabass), 5102 nucleotides. RefSeq lists its product as uncharacterized. Gene Ontology annotation, molecular function: GTP binding; protein binding. The transcript is spliced from 4 exons. The record is from RefSeq and is a predicted model, not a curated record. Lineage: Eukaryota; Metazoa; Chordata; Actinopteri; Moronidae. Bases 287 to 4099 code for a protein of 1270 amino acids.
CAGGUCAGGUGAUUACUGGGAAAUCAGCCUGGUUCUCCUCUAUGUCCUCCUCCUAUUGAUGAAUAAAUAUCAGGGGGUGUUACUCUUUCAGAGACGAUAUAAUGUGUGAAACUACAGCACUGCCUCAGAGGAUCACACACAUUUCUACUGGGAGAGUAUUUGUUGGUCCAAACUUGAAGUCAGUACAGCAGCAGCUAACAGGUGAAACUAUUCAAGGUGACAGAUGAUGGAUUAGAUAGCAGAAUCAAAGGAGUGAACUAUCAUACUUUGGUUCCCUAUCUAAGAGAUGGAUCCUGAAUCCAGCAGAACGAUAGUGUUGGCAGCACUUGGCCGGCCAUUCGGCCUCGGGAUGCUGUAUGACUGCCGCCAAGAUUCACUUGUCCCUGGCAUGACACUGUGGGACAGCAAUGACCUGAAAAAAAAUACAAGAGAAAGUCCAAAACCUAACAGUGACUUUGAGAUAGUUGCAUCAGAAUCGAUUGAGGACAAAUCUUCAGCACUAAAAGUUGAAGCAUCACUGAAAGCAAGUUUCUUGGGUGGACUGGUAGAGGUUGAAGGAUCAGCCAAAUACCUGAAUGAUCAUAAGACAUCCAAAAAUCAGGCCAGAGUUACACUGAAAUACAAAACUACCACAAAGUUUCAUGAACUGUCAAUGAAUCAUCUUGGAAGAGGCAAUGUGAAGCAUCCGUAUGUCUUUGAUAAAGGAUUAGCAACACAUGUAGUCACAGCUAUUCUUUAUGGGGCACAAGCCUUCUUUGUCUUUGACCGUGAGGUUUCUGAAAAGGAAGAUCAUCAAGACAUUGAGGGUAACUUGAAGGUGAUGAUCAAGAAAAUUCCUUGCCUGGCAAUAGAGGGGGAUGGUUCACUGAAAAUGGAAGACAAGGAAAAAGCAAACGUUCAGAAAUUCUCUUGCAGGUUCUAUGGAGACUUUUCCAUUCAGAAACCUCCUACAACCUUUCAGGAUGCAGUACAAAUCUACCAAAGCCUGCCACAGUUGCUGGGAGCCAACGGAGAUAACGCUGUACCAAUGAAGGUCUGGCUGUUGCCACUCGCUAGUUUAGAUUCUUCUGCCACUAAACUUGUCCGUCAGAUAAGUAUAGGACUAGUUCAGCAAUCACAGAGUGUCCUGGAGGACUUCAGUGAGCUGGAAAUGAGGUGUAAUGAUGCAAUGAGAACCACCACUGCACAGCAGUUCCCACAGAUUGGCAAAAAACUUAAAAAAUUUAAAGAGAUGUGCUGCGAGUUCAAGCUGGAAUUCCAAAGAACCUUGGCAAAGAAACUUCCAUCAAUUCGAGGAGGAGGAGAAGAGGAGGCUGUGCUCGCAGAGAUCCUGAAGAAGAGACAUUCUUCUCCUUUCAACAGCAAAGACCUGAAUGAGUGGAUAGACUGUAAAGAGAGAGAAAUCUGCAUUUUAAAGUCUUUCACCAACAUAAUGAAAAACACCAAGAUUGUCUCAACUCAGAAUGGUCUUAAUGAGGAAAUCAUCAGUGUAAAGCAUGCUGUAUGUUUUGCUUUCACCUCACUGGGAAGUGAUGAACCGUUCCUCUCAGCUUUAUCAGACUACUUAAGAAAAACACACAAACCAGACGACCCUCAACAUUCACAUACUCAUGAUGUAGAGAAGGAACAAUGGUACCUUACAAACAAAGUACCAGAUAUAAUGAGAAAUAAAGCAAAGCUCUUCAGUGACUUUGCAGAGGCCAACAAGGAGAAAGAGAACAUUAAGUUCUUGACAGUAGGUUUAACUAAUGAGGCAGAGAAAGGUUCAAGCAUCUACCUUUAUAAAGACGGCUUUCCUGUAAGUGAGAACUUUGAGCCGCCUUCAAAGCCUGAAACAGUGACAGUCAGCGACAUAAACCACAACAGUGUGACACUGAAGAUUUCUCCACCCAGAUUUGGAGCAGAGAACAUCACCUCGUACUCUGUUGAGUACUGUGUCAGUGGAGAGGAUGGAUGGCAACAACAGAAAGCAUCAAAAGCUGAAGAAGUCACAGUGAGAGAUCUGAGUCCUAAAACAGAGUAUAUGUUCAGAUGCAGAGCAGUGACCUCAGUAGGUGUUGGACCAGCCAGUGUAGUCAGUGGUUCCAUUAAAACCUUACCUUGCAGCCCUCCUGGAAAACCACAAGUUGAACCAAACUCAUGUGAGAUAUCAGUGAGCUGGGAGAAACCUGCUGAGCUUGGACAGGAUGUCCAUAUUUUGAGCUACAUCGUGGAGUAUGCCAAAUCAGACAAUGGGAUGAAAGAGGAAGAUCUCCAAUGGAACCAAAUGAUGUCAGGAGCUAAAAAGAUGAUCAUUUCAGAGCUUGAGUCAGAGACAGAAUAUGUUGUCAGGAUCAGAUGUGAUUGUGGUGCAGCUGGCAGAAGCAAGGAAAGCAUCUCUGUUAAUGUCUGCACAAAAAAACGUGACUUUGCACGUCUUGCUGAAUUCCUCAAAGAUAUCAGCAAGAAUAUAAAUUCUGAAUCCCCCUCAGUUUUCAAACUGCCUCUCAAAGAAGACGAUAUGGACAUAGAUGGAUGCCGGAGGUAUAGCUUUGAUAAAAGAAGCAUGAGGCAAAAUCGCACAAUAAUGCUUCUUGGAGCAACUGGAUCAGGAAAGUCCACUCUGAUCAAUGGAAUGAUCAACUACAUUGUUGGUGUAGAGUGGAACGACAAUUUCAGAUUCAAAUUAGUUGAUGAGGAUCAGUCGAGAUCACAAGCUGAAAGCCAGACCUCUGAAGUCACAGUGUACAAAAUCAACCACCAGGAGGGGUUUAAAAUCCCCUUCUCUCUGACCAUCGUGGACACACCAGGGUUUGGGGACACAAGAGGCAUAGGAAGAGACAGGGAGAUCACUGAUCAAAUUCGGAGGCUUUUCACCUCUGUUAGUGGAGUCAGUGAGAUUGAUGCAGUGUGUUUUGUUACCCAGGCCUCUCUUGCACGACUAACAGCAACCCAGCGAUAUGUGUUUGACUCAGUGCUCUCCAUUUUUGGAAAAGAUGUGGCAGAGAACAUUGAGAUGAUGGUGACUUUUGCAGAUGGCAAGCAGCCACCAGUUCUUGAGGCAAUCAACGUCUCUGGAGUUCCAUGUCCAAAAAAUGACAUAGGGCUUCCAGUUCACUUCAAAUUCAACAACUCUGCAUUGUUUGCUGACAACAAAUGUGUCAGUGACGGGCCCUGUGAUGAGGACUCUGAUGAAGAUGAUGAAAACUUUGAUGAAAUGUUUUGGAACAUGGGUGCCAAAAGCAUGGAGAAGUUCUUCACCGCUUUGGGUAAAAUGACAACCAAAAGUCUGCUAAUGACCCAAGAGGUUCUGAAAGAACGAAAGCAUCUUGAAACAGCGGUUGAAGGUUUGCAACCACAAGUUAAAGCUGGAUUAGCAAAACUUCAAGAAAUUAAGACAACCAAAGAAAAGAUUAAAGAGCAUGAAACAGCUAUGACUUCAAAUGAAAACUUUGAGAUUGAGGUGGAUGUUAUUAAACCAGUCAAAAAACAGCUCACAAAGAAAGGAGAGUACAUUACCAACUGCCAGAAAUGUUCAGUAACAUGCCACUACCCAUGUGCAAUAGCAGAUGAUGAUCAAAAACAUGGAUGUACAGCAAUGGACAGGACAGGGAGGUGCACUGUCUGUCCUGGGAAAUGCAUUUGGAAUGUGCAUUUCAACCAAACAUACAGCUGGGAGUAUGUUCCAGUGAAAGAGAAGAAGACACUGCAAGAACUGAAAGAAAAGUACGAAAAUGCUACAAAAGAAAAGAUGACUGUUCAGGAACUGAUUGAGAGGCAAGAGGAAGAGAUUGUUCACCUUCAAGAAAUGAUAGUGUCCCUCAUGGAUCAGUCAGCUCACUCUUUAACUCGUCUGCAAGAGAUCGCCCUGAGGCCAAACCCUCUGACCACUCCAGGGUACAUUGACAUGCUGAUUGAAGGAGAAAAGUCAGAGGCUAAAGAGGGUUACCAGGCUCGAAUUCAGUCUUUAGAGGCAAUGAAGGAAAAGGCAAAAAUUAUCUCCAAAGUAGCCAAACGAGAUAAACUAACAAAAACGGACGAGGAAUUGUCUGAAGAAAAACAGGAGAGGCAAGAAAAGAAAGGUUUUCUCAAGAAAGUUGCAAAUUUCUUUGGCUAUUAGGUAAAAACCUGUUUUGUGCAGCCAUGUUAGCCUCACUGUGAGAUUGUUAUUACAGUAUAAACCCGAACAAGACUGUUGGUGGAUGAAAAAUGAGUCAAAUGUACAGCUGAGACAUUGUAUGGCCAUUGGUAUGUUAACAUGAUUGCAAUGUGUAAAUUGUGUAGUGUAUUAUUUAGAUUUUUUAUUGUACUAUGUUCACUAAGAGAAUCUUUCUAAAUGUCUUGUAUGUGAAUAAACCCUGAUUCUGAUUGUAGUAACAUGCUAAUAUUUUGCAGGUUGUCAUGUUAAAGUUAUCAUGGUAUGUUACGCUGACAUGUAGGUUAGCAAGCUGAAUUCUGCUUUCACUUCUUGUCAUUAUCAAGCUUUGUUAGACAAUCAUAAAUGCGCCAGAUUUCAUGGCAAUUUAAUCAAUAACAAUGUUUUAAUUGGUUAACAACCACACUGACCUGGACCUUUUAUGCUAAAUGUUUAUGGUUUAAGAAUGUUUGGCGGUUUGCCAAUUAUUGAAACUUGUUUGUAUCUAAGAAGAUUUUGGUAACAAAGACGGUAACAUGAUUGCUGUUUAAUUUACAUAAUUAAAUUGUAGGGUUGAUGUAGCUGUUGCAGGUUAAAGCUCCUAUCUGUGACAUUCAGCCUGAUCAAACAGCACAGAGGACAAGGCUUAAUGUGACUGUUGUUCACCAAUGGUUAAAACAGUUAUAGAGGGACAGAGCUCUAAAGAAUCAGCAGUAAUACAUUGAUUAAAAAAAUUACAGAUUUCAGGUUUUAACAUUUGUCUUUAAUUUUAACCCAUGAUGCAUUUUGUGUUUAUCUUUUAUUGAUUGUUGUUGCCUAAUUGUACUUCAGAUGCUUCAAAAGACAUAAUAAGCACUCUCAAUGUAAUUUGGAUAUUAAGAUGUUGAUACCAGAUGUGCUGGUAAAUGUUUGAUUAUACUGGAAACAGUGUUUCAAUAUUUGAAUGUUAUUUGAUUGAGAAGAAAUAUUAAAUAAAUGUAGUUGCAAA